Molecule: messenger RNA, 951 nt
Organism: Condylura cristata (star-nosed mole)
Lineage: Eukaryota; Metazoa; Chordata; Mammalia; Eulipotyphla; Talpidae
Product: olfactory receptor 12D3
Exons: 1
Coding region: 1-951 (316 amino acids)
Biological process (GO): G protein-coupled receptor signaling pathway
Cellular component (GO): membrane
Molecular function (GO): G protein-coupled receptor activity; olfactory receptor activity
Source: RefSeq, a predicted model, not a curated record
AUGGAAAACAUCACUACAGUGAGUGAGUUUCUUUUACUAGGCCUAACGAGUAUUCAGGAGCUGGAACCAUUCUUCUUUGUGAUUUUCUUAGUCAUUUACUUCAUCAACUUGUUUGGAAAUGGAGCUAUUUUAGUGAUUGUUAUUCGGGAACCUAAACUCCACUCCCCUAUGUAUUUCUUCCUGGGAAAUCUUUCUUGCCUGGAUAUUUGCUAUUCUUCAGUGACGUUGCCCAAAGUACUUAUAAACCUACUUGUCACUCACAGGACCAUAUCAUUCCUGGGCUGUAUCAUGCAGCUCCACUUCUUCCACUUUUUGGGAAGCACAGAAGCCAUCUUACUGGCUGUCAUGGCCUUUGAUCGGUUUGUGGCCAUCUGCAACCCCCUUCGUUACACUGUCAUCAUGAACCGCCAGGUGUGUAUUCUGAUGGCAGCUGUGGCUUGGAUCAUCAGUUUCUUUUAUGCACUGAUGCAUUCUGUCAUGACUGCACACCUGAACUUUUGCCACUCUCGAAAACUCAAUCACUUCUUCUGUGAUGUCAAGCCCCUGCUGGAACUGGCCUGUGGCAACACAGUCCUCAAUCAGUGGCUUCUUGCUGUUGUCACGGGCAGCAUAUCCAUGGGAGCUUUCUUCCUGACUCUCCUUUCCUACUUCUACAUUAUUAGCUUUCUUCUGAUCAAGAAUCGGUCCUGCAGAGCACUUCGCAAGGCUCUGUCCACGUGUGCCUCCCACUUCAUGGUGGUAUUUCUUUUCUAUGGACCUGUAGGUUUUACAUACAUUCGUCCUGCCUCAGCAACUUCCAUGUCUCAGGACCGGAUGGUGGCCAUCAUAUACAGUGCGGUCACCCCAGUGCUGAAUCCACUGAUAUAUUCUCUUAGAAAUAAAGAGGUGAUGUUGGCACUGAAGAAACUCUUUGGGAGAACGUUGUUAAAAGACUGGCGGCAGCAUCAUUGA